Molecule: messenger RNA, 1416 nt
Organism: Solanum dulcamara
Lineage: Eukaryota; Viridiplantae; Streptophyta; Magnoliopsida; Solanales; Solanaceae
Product: beta-D-glucosyl crocetin beta-1,6-glucosyltransferase-like
Exons: 1
Coding region: 1-1344 (447 amino acids)
Molecular function (GO): UDP-glycosyltransferase activity
Source: RefSeq, a predicted model, not a curated record
AUGGCUGUAGAACAUACAACAAAUCUGAGAGUUCUAAUGUUUCCCUACUUAGCUUAUGGACACUUAACACCUUUCCUUGAGCUAGCCAAGAAACUCUCAGAUAGAAGCUUCUCCAUUGACUUGUGUUCAACUCCCAUUAAUCUUAAUUUCAUCAAGAAAAAAAUUCCACACAAGUACUCUUGUUCAAUUCAGCUAGUGGAAUUCCAUUUACCAGACUUGCCUGAACUUCCUCCACAUUACCACACAACAAAUGGCCUCCCACUGCAUCUUCAUUCUACCCUCUACAAAGCCCUUGUGAUGGAAAAACCACAAUUUUACCAAAUCCUGAAAGAUCAAAAACCUGAUGUGUUAGUUUAUGAUAUAAUGCAACCAUGGGCAGCAAGGGUUGCAUCUAGUCUCAACAUCCCAGCAAUAAGAUUUUGCAAUACAAGUGCAGCUACGUGUUGUUAUUUUGGCCAUUUCCAGCUCAAACCAGGAACAGAAUUCCCUUUCCCAUCUCUCUAUCUCAAGGAUUAUGAGCAAGAGAUAGAGCGUCACAUAGAGCUUGAAGUGGAGGAAGAAGGUGAGAGAAUCAUGCUGCUGAACAGCUCUAGAGCAAUAAAUGCAAAGUACAUAGAUUAUCUUUCUGAAAUAGGACGAGCAAACAUUCUGCCUACUGGAGUAGUAAUUCAAGAUCUUGAAGAUGCAGGGGAUAUGGAGGAAACAGAACUCAUUCAAUGGCUAGGGAAGAAAAAGGAACAUUCAACUGUGUAUGUCUCAUUUGGGAGUGAGUAUGUCUUGACAAAGGAAGAAAUGGAAGAGGUAGCUCAUGGGUUAGAGCUUAGCAAUGUUCAUUUCAUAUGGGUUGUAAGGUUUCCAAGUGGAGAACAAGUUGUUAACCUUGAAGAGGCACUUCCCCAAGGUUUUCUUGAAAGCAUUGGAGAAAGGGGAAGGAUAGUUGAAGGAUGGGCUCCACAGGCAAGAAUACUGAAGCAUCCAAGUAUUGGAGCAUUUGUAUCACACUGUGGUUGGAAUUCCACACUUGAGAGCAUAGAGUUUGGUGUUCCAAUCAUAGCUCUGCAUAUGAACUUUUGCUCAGAUCAGCCUAUGAAUGCUAGAUCGGUUGUGGAGAAUGGAGUAGCCGUGGAGAUUGCGAGAGAUGGAAACGGGAAACUUCAUAGAGGUUAUAUAGCUGAGACUAUCAAAGAAGUGAUUUUGGGCGAAAAAAUUGGGGAGGAUUUGAGGAGGAAGGUGAAUAGUCUUGGUGAGAACAUAAGAUUGCUAAGAGAGGAACAGAUGGAUGGAGUUGCUGAGGUGAUAAAUCAGCUUUGUGAGAAGAAUCAGUCCAAGAAUGCCUCAACAUGAUGCAUUCAAGAGAUAACAAAGUGCAUCAGCAGUAACAGAGGCGGAUCUAAAACAAAUUCAACUAGUUCUGCA